AUGGCGAGGGUCAAGUUCGUGGCAGACAAGAAACCUGAUCCCCCCAAAUCCUCUCCGCCCCCGUUUCCAGCGGAUGAGGAACCUGACGAAGACAAAGUCCCUCCUCUUCCCGAACAGCCGCGAAGAAGUCUUCGAAACGUUGAGAGGGCGAGUGCUAACGAGUAUCAAACAAGGUGGGAUGACUGGGUUUCUGAAGACCGUCUCCGCAAACUUACCGAAGACAACAGAGAGCUAGCAGCAAGCUUGAGACGCGAUGUCAUGCAGACUGAAAACCGUGCGCGCAAUCCCAAGCCGGUGACGGCACCGAAGAAAGGUCGUACCCAAGGCUCCGAGAUCGGCUCUGGACGUGGCAGUGAAGAGCGAAAUUCCUCUGUACCCACCGGAGGUAGAGGUGCCAAGCGUGGCAAGGACAAUGAGAUCGAGAAGGUAGCUACCCCUGCUUUUUUUGCUCCCCGAAGAAGUGCUCGUCUACUUGAAUCCGCUGGUCCUGCCCAAAGCACCCAUCCAGAUUCCCCGGACCCCUCUCCCUCUGGAUCUGACGAGGACGCGGACGACGACGAAACGGAGUCCCAGGAUUCGGAACCGGACCUAGCAUCUAUCUUUAACUUUGGACCACCUGUUGCUUUCACGGCCAACAAAAAUGAAGCCUCUACUCUUCAAGAUGCUCCUGCGCGCGGAUCACCUGUGACUUCAACUGCCAACAAAGACGAACUCUCCACGCGUCAGGAUGCUCCUGCUCGUGGGAUUUCUGUUGCUUCAACUGUCAACAAAGAUGAGCUCUCCACACAUCAAGAUGCUCCUGCUCGUGGGAUUUCUGUUGCUUCAACUGUCAACAAAGAUGAGCUCUCCACACAUCAAGAUGCUCCUGCUCGUGGGAUUUCUGUUGCUUCAACUGUCAACAAAGAUGAGCUCUCCACACAUCAAGAUGCUCCUGCUCGUGGGAUUUCUGUUGCUUCAACUGUCAACAAAGAUGAGCUCUCCACACAUCAAGAUGCUCCUGCUCGUGGGAUUUCUGUUGCUUCAACUGUCAACAAAGAUGAGCUCUCCACACAUCAAGAUGCUCCUGCUCGUGGGAUUUCUGUUGCUUCAACUGCCAACGAAGACGAACUCUCCCCACGUCAAGAUGCUCCCGCUCGCGAGAUGUCUGUUGCUUCAAAUGCCAACGAAGACGAACUCUCUACACGUCAAGGUGCUCCUGCUCGUGAGACUUCUGUUGCUUCAACUGCCAACGAAGACGAACUUUCCACACGUCAAGUUGCUCCUGCUCGUGGGAUGUCUGUUGCUUCGACUGCCAACGAAGACCAACUUUCCACACGUCAAGAUGCUCCUGCUCGUGGAUUUCCUGUUGCUUCAACUGCCAGUGAAGAAGUAUCAUCCAGUCGUCGAGCUGCUCCUGCUCGUGGAUUUCCUGUGGCUUCAACCGCCAACGAAGAAGUAUCUUCCACUCGUCGAAUUGCUCCUAUUCGUAAGGCUGCUGGUCGUGGCAAACGAAUCAAGACCAUGGCACUUAGGAAGAUCCAUAGCCAGUACGACGAGGAGGCAAUGAAGCCUUACCCUCUUGAUUUUUCUGCGGGCAAGAAUAAUCUGGAACUUGCUUUGACCGAGAUUCAAACAGCCGUGCCAAUGGAAGACGAUGUUGUAGCGGCUCCUGGCUACUUCGCAGAUGGGCAGUUUCAAUCUCCUGCUCUUGAGACAUUGACCAACGCCAAACGUCGACCAGCACGGCCAGCACGGCCACCUGGUAUGCGUGUUUCAAGACAAGCCGAGCGAUCGGUGUAUCAAAGCGCGUUACCCCCUCCAGGUCCUGAUGCAGAGCCAGCCGAUGGUGACAUGUUGUUCGAAGCGGCAAUGAAAGCUCUCAGCGUACCACCUCCUCCCGACGAGCCAGAGCACAUGACCAUCGACACCUUCAAGCACGGCCAUCAUUGGGCACCACUGAUUGGCGGCACAACACAAAGCGAGAAACAACAGAUUGAGGACGAAGCAGAAGAUAUUGGUGCCUUCACUCCGAAGAAAGCGCCUCACCAUCCCGAGUACAUCAAGACUCGCAUCAACGACCCUCUGAACGCCAACCGUCUCCAUUUCUUCAAGGACCAAGAUGCAAACCGGACCUUCACGGCCGCAGGUGGAUCCAAGGAGCCCAACACUUACGUCGACCCACCAGGAUCUGGACUCCGCUAUGACGCCCUCAAAUACCCGGAGUAUCUUCUUCAAUAUGGACCUGAUGUUCUAGGAUCCCUGUCGGUGACUGAUCUGAACAAACUCAGCCGCGACACCAUUGUUCGCUUCCCCAAGGCUGCCCUCCGGAAGCUUCCCCGCAAAUUUCUUAAGAAAAUGAAAAUUCCUAGACCUGCAAAAGCUGAUGAUCCCACUCAGGAGGAGAGUUUCUACUCGCGCCCGAGCGUCCACAUCCCCAUGCCCGAUAUGAUCAAAGGCUACCUCGUCGACGAUUGGGAGAAUGUCACCAAGAACCUGUUUCUGGUUGGUUUGCCGAGUCUAGCCCCCGUCAACUGGAUCAUCGACGAGUAUCACUACCGAGAACGAGACAAGAGGAGAGAGGGCAGUGAAGAGGCGACGCGUUUUCGGGAGUUCUGUAUGGGAAUGCAGACGUAUUUUGGCAAGAUGAUUGGAAAGACGCUGCUGUACAAGUUUGAGAGAGGGCAGUAUGCUGAGGUAUCGCCGUCGACACCGAUCCUUUUACCACUGGAGGAUUUGACCAAGCUUUGGGAGGAAGGAAAGGGUGCUUGGAAAGGCAAAGGACCAGGAGAUUGCUAUGGCGCCGAGCAUUUGUGUCGCUUGAUUGUCGGCAUGCCCGAGUACAUGGCGCGAACCGACAUGACCCGCCAACAUGUCAGCCAAGUCAAAGAAGAGUUGACAUUGCUCAUGCAGUGGAUGUGCCGCAACUAUCAACUCAUCUUCGUCAACAAGUACGAGAGUCCUAGCGCUGAGUACAUUGAGGCUGCGAGGGAUUAG
This is a messenger RNA of Endocarpon pusillum Z07020, 2973 nucleotides long. RefSeq lists its product as uncharacterized. Gene Ontology annotation, biological process: chromatin organization; regulation of DNA-templated transcription. Bases 1 to 2973 code for a protein of 990 amino acids. NCBI's taxonomy places the organism in Eukaryota, Fungi, Ascomycota, Eurotiomycetes, Verrucariales, Verrucariaceae. Gene Ontology annotation, cellular component: NuA4 histone acetyltransferase complex; nucleus; Rpd3S complex. The record is from RefSeq and is a predicted model, not a curated record. The transcript is spliced from 3 exons.